Molecule: messenger RNA, 525 nt
Organism: Anopheles marshallii
Lineage: Eukaryota; Metazoa; Arthropoda; Insecta; Diptera; Culicidae
Gene: sqh
Product: myosin regulatory light chain sqh
Exons: 1
Coding region: 1-525 (174 amino acids)
Biological process (GO): locomotion; post-embryonic development
Cellular component (GO): cytoplasm; myosin II complex
Molecular function (GO): myosin heavy chain binding; calcium ion binding
Source: RefSeq, a predicted model, not a curated record
AUGUCUUCCCGCAAAACUGCCGGACGUCGGGGUACGACGAAAAAGCGUGCCCAGCGCGCAACGUCGAACGUUUUCGCCAUGUUCGACCAGGCGCAGAUUGCUGAGUUCAAGGAGGCGUUCAACAUGAUCGACCAAAACCGGGACGGAUUCAUCGAGAAAGACGACCUCCACGAUAUGCUGGCGUCGCUCGGCAAAAACCCAACGGAGGAUUAUUUGGAGGGCAUGAUGAACGAGGCGCCCGGUCCGAUCAACUUCACCAUGUUCCUGACCCUGUUUGGCGAACGGCUGCAGGGUACCGAUCCAGAGGAGGUGAUCAAGAACGCGUUCGGUUGCUUCGACGAGGAAAACGCGGGCGUCAUCAAUGAAGACAGGCUGCGUGAGCUGCUGACCACAAUGGGCGAUCGGUUCACCGACGAGGAUGUGGAUGAAAUGUUCCGCGAGGCACCGAUCAAGAACGGGCUCUUCGAUUACAUCGAGUUCACUCGCAUCCUUAAGCACGGCGCCAAGGAUAAAGACGAGCAGUGA